UAAUUUUGCCGAUUGGGAAGAGUGUGGGAUUUAAAUGAUUGUGUGACUGCGUGCAUUCGGCAGCGCUGGCCGUAUCAUGGCAGGAGACACCGCUAUCCCCAGGCUCCAGGCAUUAAUCCAUUACUACAGUCAGGAAAAGUACUUUCAUCACGUCCAGAUUGCUGCUAAUGAAGGUCUCAAGGAGUAUGGAAAUGAUCCUGUCUUUCUGUUUUUCCGGGCUUUUGGGAUGUUAAUGGAAGAUAAGGUGCAGGAGUCUAUCCGUGAACUGGAGUUGAUAAAAGACAAGCCAGAAGUAUCACUAUGCACUUAUAUGGCGUUAAUUUAUGCUCACAAGAAAGCUUCACAUCCAGACCGAGAAGCUACUCAAGAUUUAGAUAUAAAAAUGAAGGAGCAUCGAAAAGUGGCAGGACAUCGAGCAUUAUACAAUGCAGGAUUGUUUCUCUGGCACGUCGGGCGCCAUGACAAAGCUCGUGAAUACGUUGACAGGAUGAUAAAAAUAUCAAACGGCAGCAGAGAAGGACUGGUUUUGAAGGCAUGGAUUGAUAUGACCAGUGGAAGAGAGGCUUUGGCUAAAAAGGCACUGAAGUACUUAGAGGAAGGACUCCUGGACGAAACAGAUGUAUUUGCCAUGAUGGGGAAGGCAUACUAUUUUGAGGUACGGCAAAAUUAUUCAGGAGCCUUGGAAUCUGUGAACAAAAUCAUAGUGAACUAUCCGAGCUUUAUUCCUGCUUUUAUUAAGAAAAUGAAGCUUCAGCUGGCUCUGCAAGACUGGGAACAGACUGUAGACACUGCACUGAGGCUGCUACAGCAGGACAGCCAUAACCUGGAAGCUCUGAGAAUGUUAGCUCUUCAUUAUUUGUGCCGAGAGGGGAAUGUACAUGAGGCUACAACUAAACUGGGGGAUCUGAUCAAUGCUUUGAACCGGUAUGAACCACACAAUGCUCAGCUAUAUUAUAGCAUGUCACUGGCUUUCAGCAGAAUGUGUGAGCGUAAUUCACCCAUUCUCCAACAAACUCAAAUUCUAGUGGAGUGUGCUUUCAACAUGGCUGCUCACGAUGCUUCAAUCGCCACUGAGCUUGGCUACCAACAUAUAUUGCAAGGCAAAGUGAAGGAUGCUUUAAAAUGGUACAGGACAGCUAUGGCCCUUGAUGAGAGCAGUGUGCCUGCCCUUACUGGUAUCAUUCGAUGCCAGCUCCUAGAAGGCCAGUUACAAGAUGCUGAUCAGCAGUUGGAAUUUCUCAUGGAGAUUCAACAGUCCAUUGGAAAAUCUGCAGAAUUGUUGUAUUUGCGUGCCGUGCUGGCUAUGAAGAAACACAAGAAGCAGGAAGAAGUUAUUCACUUGCUUAAUGAUGUCCUGGAUACCCACUUCUCCUCCCUACAAGGGUUACCACUUGGCAUUCAGUACUUUGAGAGACUCAAUCCAGACUUUCUGCUUGAGAUUAUAAGGGAAUAUCUAAAUUUUUGCCCAACACAACCUCCUGCUCCUGGUCAGCCCAUGUCUCCACUGCUAAGACAUUGUGCCUCUGUCCUUGAAACCAUUGUGAAGACAGCACCAGGUCUUCAGCAGGCUGUGUUCCUAAUUGCAAAGGUGAAGUACUUGGCAGGUGAUAUUGCAGCAGCUCAAAGUAGUCUUCAACAUUGUCUCGAUCAGAAUCCUUCAUAUGCUGAUGCACAUCUUCUAAUGGCACAAGUGUACUUAUCCCAGGAUAAUGUAAAACUUUGUUCUCAGUCUUUGGAACUCGCUUUGAGUUACAGUUUUGAGGUACGGGAAUUACCAUUGUAUAAUCUAAUAAAAGCCCAGACCCAGAAACGGAUGGGUGAAGUGCAAGAAGCAAUAAAGACACUACAGAUAGCAAUGAACCUACCAGGAAUGAGAAAAACGGGAUCCAACCUAAAAUCAAAAGCAAAGAAAUUAGAAAUUGGUGCAAGCAACCGUGUAUCCAUAUUUCUUGAACUUGUUGAUGCUCAUCGCAUGAAUGGAGAGCAGCACGAAGCUACCAAGGUCUUGCAAGAUGCUAUCAAUGAAUUUUCUGGCACCCCUGAAGAACUGCGCUUAGUGAUUGCUAAUGCUGAGCUGGCAUUGGCACAUGGUGAUGUUGAGCAGUCUUUAUCCAUGCUUAGAAAUAUCUCUCCAGAGCAGCCCUAUUUUGUGCAAGCCAAAGAGAAAAUGGCUGAUAUUUAUCUGCACUAUAGAAAAGAUAAGAAGCUCUAUGCCAGUUGCUACAGAGACUUGGUGGAGAAAAUUCCCAGUUCCCACUCGUACCUUCUUCUAGGUGAUGCUUACAUGAACAUUCAGGAGCCUGAAAAAGCAAUUGACAUUUAUGAGCAAGCUUUAAAAAAGAAUCCUAAAGAUGGGACACUGGCAAGUAAAAUUGGAAAAGCGUUAAUCAAGACUCACAACUAUGCAAAGGCCAUCAGCUACUAUGAAGCUGCUAUAAAAAGUGGGCAACAGAAUUCUCUCCGUUAUGACUUAGCUGAGCUAUUGUUAAAGCUAAAACAAUAUGAAAAAGCCGAGAAAGUGCUUAAGCAAGCAUUGGAUCAUGAAACCGUAAAUGAUCUAUCUUCACUCAUGGAUGACAGCCGGAACCAAGUGCUACUAGCAAAAAUUUACAGCAAAAUGGAAAAGGCAGAAGAAGCUAUAAUUUCAUUACAACGGGCCCGGGAGCUACAGGCCAGAGUACUGAAGAGAGCUCAGAUAGAGCAGCCUGAUGUUAUCCCAGUUCAGAAGUGUCUGACAGCAGAAAUUUGUGCAGAAAUUGCAAAGCAUUGCACAGGCCAGCGAGAUUAUGAAAAAGCAAUCAAAUUUUACAAAGAAGCACUUGUAUAUUGUGAAACAGACAGUAAGGUGAUGUUGGAGCUAGCACACCUUUACCUCGCUCAAGAUGACACAGAUUCUUGCCAGCAACAGUGCGCCCUGCUUUUAAAGAAUGACCAGGACAAUGAAUCAGCUACAAUGAUGAUGGCGGACCUCAUGUUCAGAAAGCAGGACUAUGAGCAGGCUGUGUUCCAUUUUCAGCAGCUUCUGGAACGCAAGCCAGAUAACUACGCUACACUCUCUCGCUUGAUUGAUCUUCUAAGAAGAGCUGGAAAACUAGAAGAAAUACCAAAGUUUCUGGAUCUUGCAGAAAACCAUUCUUCUAGAGCUAAACUAGAACCUGGGUUUCAUUACUGCAAAGGGCUAUACCUGUGGAACACUGGAAACCCCAAUGAUGCCUUACGCCAUUUCAAUAAAGCCCGAAAGGACAGUGACUGGGGGCAGAAUGCUGUAUACAACAUGAUUGAGAUCUGUCUAAACCCAGAUAACGAAACAGUCGGUGGCGAAGUAUUUGACAAUCUAGAUGGUGAUAUUGGGAAUUCCACAGAAAAACAAGAGUCUGUCCAACUUGCCGUACGAACUGCAGAAAAACUUCUUAAAGAGCUGAAGCCCCAGACACUUCAGGGUCAUAUACAGCUGAGAAUCAUGGAGAACUAUUGCUUAUUGGCAACCAAACAAAAGGCAAAUGUGGAGCGUGCACUUAAUACAUUUACAGACGUUGCAGCAGCAGAAAAGGACCACGUUCCAGCGCUUUUGGGAAUGGCCACUGCCUACAUGAUCUUGAAACAAACUCCAAAGGCAAGAAACCAGUUGAAACGAAUUUCCAAAAUGAACUGGAAUCCGAUAGAUGCAGAAGAGUUUGAAAAGAGUUGGCUUCUUCUAGCAGAUAUUUAUAUUCAGUCCGGGAAAUACGACAUGGCUGGCGAGCUUCUGAAGCGAUGUCUUCGGCAUAACAGGUCUUGCUGCAAAGCUUAUGAAUACAAUGGCUACAUAAUGGAAAAGGAACAAGCUUACAAGGAUGCAGCCAACAACUAUGAAAUGGCCUGGAAGUAUGGAAACAAAGCAAAUCCGACCGUGGGGUAUAAACUGGCAUUUAACUAUUUGAAGGCCAAGCGAUAUGUUGAUGCAAUUGAUGUUUGUCACAAGGUUUUAGAACUCCACCCAAGUUAUCCUAAAAUAAGAAAAGACAUACUUGACAAGUCCAGAGCUGCAUUACGAACCUAAGGAAGUGAAUAUUGUUGAGCAGUCAAAUCGUGUAUUUAUUUAUUCUCGGUUAUUGCCAUUCCAUUUAUACAAUUAAAACAUGGCAUUAUUUUUUUAAUGACGCAAACUGUAUUUGGAGGGGGAACCUCCUUGAAAUCUUGGGACAACGCUGCAAGAUAUAGAAUUAAUUUGUCCCUGUUUCAAGCUGAGAGCAGAAUAGUAAAUGGACAGAAUGGAUAUUUUACAAUAUACUUCUAUGACUUUAUAGUCCAGCAACAUAAAAAUUUAUGUAAAAUCCAAAUACUU
Messenger RNA from Pelobates fuscus (common spadefoot toad), 4324 nucleotides. RefSeq names its product tetratricopeptide repeat domain 21B (gene TTC21B). Gene Ontology annotation, biological process: protein localization to cilium; intraciliary retrograde transport. Bases 77 to 4039 code for a protein of 1320 amino acids. Gene Ontology annotation, molecular function: protein binding. NCBI's taxonomy places the organism in Eukaryota, Metazoa, Chordata, Amphibia, Anura, Pelobatidae. The transcript has 29 exons. Gene Ontology annotation, cellular component: intraciliary transport particle A. The record is from RefSeq and is a predicted model, not a curated record.